AUGACCUCGUCACUCGACUCAAUGACGAGAUCAGGCUUCAACCGGACUCCAUCGCUCGAGGAGACUAUGCCAGAGAAUCUCUGCACUAAGGUUGGUGAGGGCGUCACUGUAGGAAAGUUCUACCACGAAGUCGACGUCUCCUCGGGCAUCACUAGGGAGCCUCGUCCGGAGGAUGUGUUCGUUGUCACAUAUUUUUCUCGCAGUGGAGGAGACUUGGCGCAAACAAUCAUUCACAACAUUCUCCGGGGGACACAACCUCCAUCGGCACUUAAGGUACCCCAGCCAAUGCAAGUUCAGGGAAGACCGGCGAGCGUCCUCACCCACCUUCCCUUCGGCCUCACUUUUCGCUCGGACAGGGCGAAAUAUAUCUAUAUAGCGCGUAACCCGUAUCACUGCAGCGUUUUGUUCUACGAACAGACAUUGAAUUACGAAGAAAAUAGCACCGAGGAUGCGCUCGAAGGGUUUCCGGGGUUUUUCGAAGACUUCAUAAAUGGUGACGCCCCGUGCGGCGAUUAUUUGGGCGACGUUUUGUCGUGGUACGAAAGGAGGUUCGACGACAACGUCCUAUUUCUUACUUACGAGGAACUGGUUGACGAACUGAAAACUACCGUUCUCAGGAUCGCCGAUUUCUUGGACGAAGAAGGCGAGCACGGCCAGAAGCUGAGGCGCAACCGGAAGCUGCUCGAGAAGAUAUGCGCCGAAAUACGGUGUCACGUUGAUCAAGAGUCAGCGCAGAGAGUCACCACGCUGAAAGAGGCUACCGUCGCAGAGGACUGCGCUAGACCGCAUCGGGAUGACCGACUGCGGAAAUCGAACCUUGUCGUCGCGAGGCAACUGCUGCUCGAGAACAUCGAAGAAGGAAAGCCGCAACGCAGCAUCAGUGCCAUCUUUACGCUCGACAUGGUGAACCAACUGCAGCACCGCGUCAAAGCAGUCGCCGGUGGCAACUGCCGUGUUGUGCAGCUGUGGAGGAACUGCGAUUGA
Rhipicephalus sanguineus (brown dog tick) is the source of this 984-nucleotide messenger RNA. Its product is annotated as sulfotransferase 1C2. The record is from RefSeq and is a predicted model, not a curated record. Gene Ontology annotation, cellular component: cytoplasm. Gene Ontology annotation, molecular function: sulfotransferase activity. Bases 1 to 984 code for a protein of 327 amino acids. The transcript has 3 exons. Gene Ontology annotation, biological process: sulfation. Lineage: Eukaryota; Metazoa; Arthropoda; Arachnida; Ixodida; Ixodidae.